Messenger RNA from Lachancea mirantina, 2076 nucleotides. The record is from the annotation of a GenBank genome assembly. NCBI's taxonomy places the organism in Eukaryota, Fungi, Ascomycota, Saccharomycetes, Saccharomycetales, Saccharomycetaceae.
AUGGAUGAGACUUUGAUCUCGACAAUCAACAAGUUACAAGACGCGUUGGCCCCUCUUGGAGGUGGAUCUCAGUCGCCCGUAGAUUUGCCCCAGAUCACAGUCGUAGGGUCCCAAUCGUCGGGUAAAUCGUCUGUGUUGGAGAAUAUAGUGGGUAGAGAUUUUUUGCCUAGAGGAACUGGUAUUGUGACUAGAAGACCGCUUGUUUUACAAUUGAUUAAUAGACGAAAGGCGAAAGUGAAUCCCGCACCUGCAAAAGAUGAUUUGUUAGAUCUUGCGAACGGGGAUUCGGGCCAGUCGGAGGACAACGUUGAAGAAUGGGGCGAAUUUUUGCAUUUGCCAGGCAAAAAGAUCUUCAAUUUUGACGAAAUUCGUCAGGAGAUCGUUAAAGAAACUGAAAAAGUUACCGGUAAAAACGCCGGAAUAUCUCCGGUGCCGAUCAAUUUGAGAAUUUACUCUCCACACGUUCUUACGUUGACGUUGGUAGAUUUGCCAGGUUUGACUAAAGUUCCAGUGGGAGAUCAGCCCGUCGAUAUUGAAAAACAAAUCAAAGAUAUGAUCUUGAAAUAUAUUUCGAAACCUAAUGCGAUUAUUUUGUCCGUCAACGCCGCGAACACGGAUUUAGCAAACAGUGAUGGGUUGAAACUUGCUCGGGAAGUCGACCCAGAGGGAACUCGCACGAUAGGUGUGCUCACGAAAGUGGACCUGAUGGAUCAAGGUACCGAUGUUAUUGAUAUUCUCGCCGGUAGGGUUAUUCCACUCAGAUACGGUUACAUUCCGGUGAUUAACAGAGGUCAGAAGGAUAUUGAAGUAAAGAAAACCAUCAGAUCUGCGCUCGAGGAUGAAAAGAAAUUUUUUGAAAACCAUCCCUCGUACAGUUCCAAAGCGCACUACUGUGGUACUCCAUACUUGGCUAAGAAACUGAACUCCAUUUUGCUACAUCACAUCAGACAAACUUUGCCCGAUAUCAAAAACAAGAUCGAAAUCACACUUAAGAAAUAUCAAGCAGAACUCAUGAGUCUUGGGCCCGAGACUUUGGACUCUCCAAAUUCCAUUGUUUUAAGCAUGAUCACCGAUUUUUCCAAAGAGUACACUGGAAUUCUAGACGGUGAAGCUAAGGAGCUUUCCAGUCAAGAAUUGUCUGGUGGUGCUCGUAUCUCCUUUGUUUUCCACGAAAUUUACAAGAAUGGAGUAAGAGCGUUAGAUCCAUUUGAUCAAAUCAAGGAUUCUGACAUCAGAACCAUCAUGUACAAUAGUUCCGGAGCUGCACCAUCUUUGUUUGUGGGCACUGAGGCGUUCGAAGUUUUGGUCAAGCAACAAAUUCAAAGAUUUGAAGAACCAAGUUUGAGACUUGUAAGCCUGGUGUUCGAUGAAUUAGUCCGGAUUUUGAAACAAAUUAUUUCGCAACCGAAAUACAGCAGAUAUCCAGGUCUAAGAGAAGCCAUGUCCAACUAUUUUGUACAAUUUUUGAAGGAGGCUAUCAUUCCAACAAACGAAUUUGUUUCCGAUGUUAUCAGAGCCGAGCAAACCUAUAUCAACACAGCGCACCCUGACUUGCUGAAGGGAUCGCAAGCCAUGUCAAUGGUUGAGGAGAAAUUGCACCCAAAACAAGUAGUGGUCGACCCUAAAACGGGCAAACCUUUGCCCAAUCAACAUGUGCAGCAGCAAACACAACAACAACAGACCUCUGAAGAAAAAUCCAGUUUCUUUGGUGGAUUUUUCUCUUCAAAAAACAAGAAAAAGCUGGUUGCCUUGGAGACACCCCCACCUGUAUUGAAGGCCACCGGUCAAAUGACCGAGAGAGAAACCAUGGAAACAGAGGUGAUUAAACUAUUGAUAGAAAGCUAUUACAAUAUUGUCAAACGUACAGUGGCUGACAUUAUCCCCAAGGCCGUUAUGCUCAAAUUAAUUGUGAAGAGUAAAAACGAUAUACAGAAGAUCUUGUUGGAAAAACUAUACGGUAACCAGGAUAUCGCCGAACUCACGAAAGAAAACGAUAUUACAAUACAGAGAAGAAAAGAGUGUAACAAGAUGGUCGAGAUUUUAAGGAAUGCUAGCGAGAUUGUAUCUUCUGUCUGA